UUUGGGCCCGUCUCGCAAUCUGUUGGGUUCUGCUCUAUUUCUUGGCGUUUGAAGCCACCCGUGGAGGAAGAGAGGACAAUACAGUGGAGCAUCAAGCUUGACGGAAUGGGUGCCUAUGGAGACUUAGUAGCUUCGAUCAAGGCAACGAACUUCAGACAUGUCGCAUUGCAGACAAUUAGCCUUGGAAUGAUCGUGACGUCAGCUUUGAUCAUAUGGAAAGGGUUAAUGUGCUUCACGGGGAGUGAAUCCCCUGUCGUUGUUGUUCUCUCAGGUAGCAUGGAGCCUGGUUUUAGAAGGGGAGAUAUCCUCUUCCUUCACAUGGGCAAAGCUCCAAUCCGAGCUGGAGAAAUCGUUGUAUUCCACGUCGACGGGCGGGACAUACCUAUUGUACACAGAGUGAUUAAGGUUCAUGAAAAUAUUGAAAAGGGGGAUUACGAGGUUCUUACAAAAGGAGACAAUAAUACUGGUGAUGAUCGUCUUCUUUACGCUGCAAACCAGUUAUGGCUACAACGCCAACAUAUUAUGGGACGAGCAGUUGGGUUUUUACCAUAUGUGGGAUGGGUUACCAUCAUUAUGACAGAGAAGCCCUACAUCAAGUACUUUUUGAUUGGAGUUCUAGGCUUGUUAGUAAUCACUUCAAAAGACUAGUGUUAUUUUUUCUUUGGUUUUUAGGAGACAUGAGAGCUCUACAUUGUCUGACACAGUUGUUUCCACAUUAAUAUCUGUCAAGAUCUGAAGUAACUCUCUUUUGAGCAAUGACUUUGUUGAGCCAGUGAACAUCUUGAAGAUAUCUUUGUGAGUCGUAGUUGAGGCGGGUGUAAAAUGCACGAAUUUUUCAACUCA
This is a messenger RNA of Physcomitrium patens, 843 nucleotides long. RefSeq lists its product as uncharacterized. NCBI's taxonomy places the organism in Eukaryota, Viridiplantae, Streptophyta, Bryopsida, Funariales, Funariaceae. Gene Ontology annotation, molecular function: serine-type endopeptidase activity. Gene Ontology annotation, cellular component: membrane; signal peptidase complex. The record is from RefSeq and is a predicted model, not a curated record.